AGAAUGAACGUUCCUCUCCUGCUUUUACUCCUCUUUCAGUUGCCUCGCUCUGCAUUGCCUACGGGAUCCGAACGCGCGUAUUUGGAGCACCAACUUGUCGAAGGACGCGUAUCAGGGCGCAGGACUGGAAGACUGUAUUGUAGAGUUGGAAUUGGUUUCCACCUUCAGAUUCACCCAGAUGGAAGAGUCAACGGGAGUCACGAACCUAAUCCGUUAAGUGUGCUGGAGCUGUUUGCCGUGUCUCAGGGGGUCAUAGGGAUCCGAGGGGUUUUCAGCAACCGAUUUCUAGCCAUGAACAAGAGGGGGAGGCUUCAUGCAACUGAGAGCUUUACAGAUGACUGUAAGUUCAGGGAGCGUUUUCAGGAGAACAGCUACAACACGUACGCCUCAGUGAUCCACAAGAACCAUCGCACUGGCAGAGAGUGGUUCGUGGCACUUAACAAGAGAGGUAAAGCAAAAAUGGGGUCCAGUCCAAGAGUGAAGUCGCAACACGUGUCUACACAUUUUCUGCCGAGGAUGCAUUUGCAUGAAAAGACUGAUCAAGGAUUCACAAUAACAGACAAAGAGCAGGAAAAACAACCACCUCCACAUCCACCAACACCCUCUAUAACAAAAGUCGCAGCCAACACCGGAAAGAAGAAUCGACCAGUAGUCAAAUACUGGCCCAAGUUUCGAUUCGGAUAAACCAGUGCUGUCUCAAAAACAAGGACUAAUCUUGCAAAAAAGACAAGCUGGGAAAAAAGAUGGUUUGCUGAAAUAACCAGUUUUCUCUUCAGGAUAACCAAUACUUGCUUAACUUACAUGACUUGAGCAUUCCGGUCAUCAUGUACAUUAGACGUCAAAGGACUGAAUCAGCCAACCACAAGACAUUUUCACGACAGAACUUCUGAAGUCUGAUGUGCAUUUGAUGAGGAUCUUGUGAAAAUCUUAUGUAUUUGAACUAAA
Messenger RNA from Carassius auratus (goldfish), 945 nucleotides. RefSeq names its product fibroblast growth factor 5 (gene fgf5). Gene Ontology annotation, molecular function: growth factor activity. Bases 4 to 684 code for a protein of 226 amino acids. The record is from RefSeq and is a predicted model, not a curated record. NCBI's taxonomy places the organism in Eukaryota, Metazoa, Chordata, Actinopteri, Cypriniformes, Cyprinidae. The transcript has 3 exons.